AUGCCUUACCUCAUCACCGGUAUCCCAAAGGAUCCUAAGCACCCUCUUCCUAUCCGCAAAGAUAUUGAUGACUGGUAUCUCGAGCAGACCAGGCCGGGAAGUAACCGCAUCCAGCUCACUCUAUUCGUGGAAGCCUUGACCGUGGUACAAAACCGCCCCUUGCAGGACCAGCUGUCAUACUUCCGUCUGGCUGGUAUCCACGGAGCUCCCUGGACAGAGUGGGACGGGGUGCCUGGUGGUCAAAAGGACUCCAAAGGAAAUCCGACGGGAUUCUGCGUGCAUAACAAUUACACCUUUCCCACAUGGCAUCGGGUAUAUGUGGCCUUGUACGAGCAAGUGAUUUAUGAAGCCAUGCUUGACUUCAUCAAGCAAAAUGUGCCACAUAACGGGAAAGCUGACUGGGAGAAUGAAGCCAAGCAAUGGCGUCUCCCUUACUGGGACUUUGCCCGGUUCGCCCGGCAUGGACAUGAAAAUACCCAAGGCGAUGAACUUCGAUUGCCCAUUCUGGUCACGAUGCCCAUGGUCAAAGUCGCCGUGCCAGAGGAUCCAGACAAGCAGCUAAUCAAGCCCAAUCCCCUUUACAGGUUUCAGAUGCAAACCCUCAUGGGCACCUUGGAACAUCCAUACGCGAUCACGAGCCAAUCAACCGACGAACACGGCAGGUCUUUCACUCUUCCGUUCGACAAAUGCCAGUCCACCACCAAGUAUGGUCUUCUGGAAAACUACAACGCCGACGUGUGGGCGGACGGUGGCCAGAACUGGCUGCGCGCUAACCUGGCAUUGAACGAGCAUCCCUGGUACCAGAACCUGGAUGGCUGGGACUCGGUACCGACCUUACAGGAGAUGACCUUCCGUCUGCUGAGAAGUAUAGGUCAUAACUGGGGGCAAUUCUCCAGCACCCGGUACGAUGACAGCCCUAAGGGAGACCAAGAACCCUUUCAGAACUGGAUGAACCUGGAAGCUAUUCACAACAACGUCCAUAACUGGGUUGGGGGAUUCAUGUUCAGCCGUCCAGGACGACACGACUUGAAGCUCUGGGGUGCUGGCCAUAUGAGCAGUGUUCCAGUGGCUGCGUUCGAUCCAAUUUUCUGGCUGCACCAUUGCAAUAUCGAUAGGCUCACUGCGAUCUGGCAGUCCUUAAACCCUGACAGCUGGUUCGAUGACGAUAAGAGCAAAGUAUCGAAAGAUGACGACCUACGUCCCUUCCACAGGUUUUGUGAAAAGAAGAGAGAGGUCGUGUUCUUCAGGUCUGACGAUGUGAAGGACUGGCGACACUUAAACUAUGAUUACGCUAUCACUAAAGAUCCAAGCAGAGUCGCGAAGGAGGUUUUCGAACUGUACGGGCAACGAACAAGCGAGGUGUACAAGGAGUUUGGCAAUGAAGACUAUAUUCUAAGCAUCCGGUACAAUCGGUAUGCAUUGGGGGGCAAGCCGUUCCAGAUCAACAUCUUCUUCGGUGACAUGGAUGGCAAGGACUUCUACGACGCCAGGUCACGGAAUUUUGUGGGCAGUGUCUUCAACUUCAGCGGCAGCCUUGAGGACAGUAACUGUGACAAGUGUGCUCAGCAAGAGCAAGAGGGUGUUUUGUCUGUGGCCCAGCUUCCAGCCAGAUUAGCAGUCCACUACUACAAAAAGCAGAACAAAGACGAGAUUCCAACACCGCGUUACGUCGUGGUGAAUAGUCAGGGCAAGGUUGAGACGAAGGUAGGAGUGCAAGUUGCCCUUCAUAAGACUGAGACUCACUACGGCCUCAUUGGGCGCGAUGGCUACCACAGGGUGGCCAAUGGAGAGCCUGCCGAGGUGGACGAUGAUUAUCGCGCCUGA
Aspergillus nomiae NRRL 13137 is the source of this 1824-nucleotide messenger RNA. It is a transcript of the gene tyr1, whose product is annotated as tyrosinase. NCBI's taxonomy places the organism in Eukaryota, Fungi, Ascomycota, Eurotiomycetes, Eurotiales, Aspergillaceae. Gene Ontology annotation, molecular function: oxidoreductase activity. Gene Ontology annotation, cellular component: nucleus. The coding region runs from base 1 to 1824 and encodes 607 amino acids. The transcript has 7 exons. The record is from RefSeq and is a predicted model, not a curated record.